Messenger RNA from Pyricularia pennisetigena, 1185 nucleotides. RefSeq lists its product as uncharacterized. Bases 1 to 1185 code for a protein of 394 amino acids. Lineage: Eukaryota; Fungi; Ascomycota; Sordariomycetes; Magnaporthales; Pyriculariaceae. The transcript has 2 exons. The record is from RefSeq and is a predicted model, not a curated record.
AUGCCAGACCUCAAAAACAGUGUUCCGUCAGUCCCUCACACGAUGAGCGAAACCCGUCAACUGUCCUCGCAAGCAAUGCCUCCUCCGCCCGUGGCACGGUCGCCCUCCCUCAAUAUUCUUCCCUCGAACCAAACGGCCCACACAUCUGCUACGACGUCGUCCUCCGCUCUUGCUUCACCGCAGCUUCCACCAGCUGCAGUCGCGUCCAACCUGAACUCGGACAACGCCGGAGCUGGGCCCGGUCCGGGACCGAUACGGCAUCCGCGUCCACUGACUGCUGCCGAGUUGCAUCUACAGCUGGAGAAGGAACAGGAGGCUGUGGUCAAUCGUCUUACCCGUGAGCUGUCAAUUCUUCGGGCAGCACAGAAUGCCUCAGUUGUCUCCAAUACGUCGUCGACCUCGGCCAGCGUUAGCGGCGCCGAAGGAACCCCUGCCACAGACUUGAUCUCGGGUUCCGGUUUCUCGAUCCCCUCGACGAGCGGACGCCGGCACCACCGUACAUCUUCCAGCCAUAGUGCACGCAGCCAGGCCAUCAUGGGAACAUCUUUUGGGGCUGGUUCGAUGGUUGGAGGCGGGCCCUUGCCAGCUCCUGCAGGUCGGCCUUCUGCCACUAGUUUGAGCAGACAGAACAGCACUGCUUCGCGACGCAGCCGGGCUAGUUCUCCAAUACCUCCCGUCCAUCACUCGAACCCGAUCGACAUUGCGCCCGGUGGUGGAUACUUCCAAAGGGGCCAGCCUCCUAUGGCAUCCAGCUAUGAACUGUCCCCUGGCUUGAUGCAGGCUACACACCGGUAUGAGGAGGUAGCUUACUACCGAACAGAACUCGAAUCUGCGAAGCGAGAGAAUGAAAUCCUUCGCCGUCGCAUACAAGAGCUUGAGCGAGCCGUCAGGGAUCGUAGGACCAGUGACGCCGGUCGAACGCGGUCGGAGAGCGUCUCGACAACGGCAAGUGUGGCAGCCAGCACCGGCGGCGGCGUGACGACGACAGGAACGGGUGUCAGGGGCGGCAGCGGUGUGGCUGUGGCAGGCCGCAGAGAGGGUGUUGGACGGGAGCGGGUUGUGAGCGUGGCUGGCAGUGUCGCUGUUGGUGUACCAGAAGACGAGGUUCGUGUGGGUGAGAGCGCUGCCAGCGCUGGAUUGGGAACAGCACAAUCUGGGGCUGGUGUUGAGAGAUCGACAACCUGA